GCGAAAAGUCAGUGUGGCCAGAAAAAAAACACUUGCGCGGAAGCAGCGGAGACAAGUAAGCACGAAACAAUGGCGGAUUCAUCUGAGUCAUAUCACAUGGCGACCAGCCCCAGCCGUGGUUCCAGGCGGGGAGACCUGACCUCCAGCCCCGGGAGAGACCUGCCCCCCUUCGAGGACGAGUCCGAGGGGCUCCUGGGUGAUGGUCCUCUGCCGGGGGAGGAGGAGGAGGGAGAUGGGGAGGAACUGAUCGGAGAUGCGAUGGAGAGGGACUACCGAGCCAUCCCUGAGCUGGACAGGUAUGAGGAGGAGGGUCUGGAUCUUGAUGAGGAGCUGUCAGAGCUGUCUCCUGGAGCCAGGGCUGCAGCUGAGGACGCCAUGAGGAGAAGAGACAGGGAGCAGGGAGGCAGGCUGAGGAGAGGUCUGCUGUAUGACAGUGAGGAUGAGGAUGAGCGCCCUGCCCGGAGGCGUCGCCUGGCUGAGCGGGCUGCAGAGGGGACCGGGGUGGAAGGAGAGGACGAAGAGAUGAUCGAGAGCAUCGAGAACCUGGAAGACAUGAAGGGUCACUCAGUCAGGGAAUGGGUGGUCAUGGCCGCUCCGCGUCUGGAGAUCUACCACCGCUUCAAGAACUUCCUGCGCACCCACGUGGAUGAGAACGGACACAACGUGUUCAAGGAGAAGAUCAGCGACAUGUGUAAAGAGAACAAGGAGAGUCUGGUGGUGAACUACGAGGACCUAGCAGCCAGGGAGCAUGUCCUGGCCUACUUCCUGCCUGAGGCCCCUACUGAGAUGUUGAAGAUAUUUGACGAGGCAGCCAAGGAGGUGGUCCUGGCCAUGUACCCCAAAUACGACCGCAUCGCCCACGAGAUCCACGUCAGGAUCUGCAACCUGCCCCUGGUCGAAGAGCUGAGAUCCCUCAGACAACUCCACCUGAACCAGUUGAUCCGUACCAGUGGAGUGGUGACCUGCUGUACAGGUGUUCUACCCCAGCUGGGCAUGGUCAAGUACAACUGUAACAAGUGUAACUUCAUCAUGGGGCCCUUCUUCCAGUCCCAGAACCAGGAAGUGAAGCCAGGGUCUUGCCCAGAGUGCCAGUCCUUCGGCCCCUUUGACAUCAAUAUGGAGUUGACUGUGUACCAGAACUACCAGCGAAUCACCAUCCAGGAGAGCCCUGGGAAGAUCGCCGCUGGCCGCCUCCCACGCUCCAAAGAUGCCAUCCUGUUGGCUGACCUGGUGGACCAAUGCAAACCUGGAGACGAAAUAGAACUGACGGGCAUCUACAACAACAACUAUGACGGCUCUCUGAACAUGGCCAACGGCUUCCCAGUGUUUGCUACGGUCAUCAUGGCCAAUCAUAUCGCUCGUAGAGACAACAAAGUGGCCGUGGCCGAGCUCACUGACGAGGACAUCAAGGCCAUCGUGGCGCUGUCCAAGGACGAGCGCAUCGGAGAGAGGAUCUUUGCCAGUAUCGGCCCCUCCAUCUACGGCCAUGAGGACAUCAAGAGAGGCCUGGCUCUGGCUCUGUUUGGUGGAGAGCCCAAGAACCCAGGUGGGAAGCACAAGGUACGUGGGGACCUCAACGUGCUCUUGUGCGGUGACCCCGGUACGGCCAAGUCCCAGUUCCUGAAGUACGUGGAGAAGGUGGCCAGCAGAGCGGUGUUCACCACAGGCCAGGGAGCUUCCGCUGUGGGCCUGACCGCCUACGUACAGAGACACCCGGUCACCAGGGAGUGGACCCUGGAGGCUGGAGCUCUGGUGUUAGCGGACAGAGGGGUCUGUCUCAUCGACGAGUUUGAUAAGAUGAACGACGCAGACAGGACCAGUAUCCACGAAGCCAUGGAACAGCAGAGCAUCUCCAUCUCCAAGGCUGGCAUCGUCACCUCGCUCCAGGCACGCUGCACUGUCAUCGCUGCUGCCAACCCUAUUGGUGGUCGCUACGACCCGUCUCUGACCUUCUCUGAGAACGUGGAUCUGACCGAGCCCAUCGUGUCUCGUUUUGACGUCCUGUGUGUCGUCAGAGAUACUGUGGACCCAGUGCAGGAUGAGAUGCUGGCUCGUUUCGUGGUGGGCAGCCACAUCAAGCACCACCCCAGCAACAAGGAGGGUGGCGUGGCUGGCUUGGAGGAGGUGGUUCUGCCCAACACCACAGACGUGCCUCCUAUCCCCCAGGAGCUGCUGAGGAAAUACAUCAUGUACUCCAAGGAAAGGGUCCGGCCCAAACUCAACCAGAUGGACCAGGAUAAGGUGGCUCGCAUCUACAGCGACCUGCGCAAGGAGUCCAUGGCGACAGGCAGCAUCCCCAUCACGGUGCGUCACAUCGAGUCUAUGAUCCGCAUGGCGGAGGCCCACGCCAGGAUGCACCUCCGAGACUACGUGGUGGAGGAUGACGUCAACAUGGCCAUCAGAGUCAUGCUGGAGAGCUUCAUCGACACGCAGAAGUUCAGCGUCAUGAGGAGCAUGAGGAAGACGUUUGCCCGUUACCUGGCGUUCAGAAAAGACAACAAUGAGUUGCUGCUGUUCGUCCUGAAGCAGCUGGUGUCAGAGCAGGUGGCGUAUCAGAGGAACCGAUACGGAGCCCAGCAGGACACCAUCGAGAUCCCAGAGAAAGACCUGGUGGACAAGGCCAGACAGAUCAGCAUCCACAACCUGUCAGCGUUCUAUGACAGCGAGGCGUUCCGAUCCAACAGGUUCUCUCACGACAUGAAGAAGAAGUUGAUCCUGCAGCAGUUCUAAAACGUGUUGUUGCCGGGGAAAAAAGACUAGCCUCUGGCUUGUGUUCUAAAUGCACCCCUAUCCCCUAUGUAGUGCACUACUUUUGAUCAGGGCUCAUAGAGUGCCAUUUUUGACAUAGCCUGUCUGGAUGUGUAAAUAAUUGUAAAUGUUUGUCACCCUGUUGGAGAAAAGGAAGAAUCCUAAUAUGGACUAAAUUGGCCAAUUUUGUUAUCAAUGUUAGUCUCUCGGUUAAUGUACAAGUUAUGUGUACAUAGCCUAUACCUUCAUUCUAAACAUUUCUACUUUUGCAUCUUGGAACACAACUUGUGGUGUUAUAAAAAUCAAGUGUUUUUGUAAUGGACUUUUUGAUGUUUAGCUGUAAACUGUGUUAAUGUUUUGUAAGUAAAAAAAAAAAAAACUAGUUGUGGAUAGUCUAACCUGAAAUCACAUUAUCUUCUUGACACUGUAAUAUGGUGUUUUCAUCUGGGCCAAUGAGUUUCUGAUGACCGUCAUGCUUUCCUGUUCUGGUCUGUGACUAGAAUUCUGGGAUAAUGUUUUGAGAAUAAAUGACAUUUUGUA
Molecule: messenger RNA, 3288 nt
Organism: Coregonus clupeaformis (lake whitefish)
Lineage: Eukaryota; Metazoa; Chordata; Actinopteri; Salmoniformes; Salmonidae
Product: DNA replication licensing factor mcm2-like
Exons: 16
Coding region: 70-2730 (886 amino acids)
Biological process (GO): DNA replication; mitotic DNA replication initiation; double-strand break repair via break-induced replication
Cellular component (GO): nucleus; MCM complex
Molecular function (GO): single-stranded DNA helicase activity; ATP binding; single-stranded DNA binding
Source: RefSeq, a predicted model, not a curated record